UCCCACUCCUUUCAUCAUUGAUUCACACAGCUCGCUCUAUCACACAUUCUUUUUCUCUCUCUCUCUCUCUCUCUCUCUCUCUCUCUCUCUCUCUGUCUCUCUCUCUCUCUCUCUCUCUCUCUCUCUCUCUCUCUCUCUCUCUCUGCACUGGCACUUGUUGAAUCCGAUCCUCGCUAGAGGAGGUUGGGGGAGAUGGGAGAGGAACAGAGAGAUAAUGACAGGCAGGCAGAGGGAGUCUUUGAGGCAGCGCUACAACUGACAGCGAACGGACACAAUGGAGCUUCGCAGGAUAUGGAAGACACGGGAAAGUCAGUCACGCCGCGGAGAGAAUGCUGUCUUUUUUUAUUGAGACUUUAAGGAACGUUGCCGCACAUCAAACUCCACUUCAGGCUUCACGUCGCCGGUUUGUCUGCCGCCCUUAGAUUGACUGCGAAGACUGUCUGAGCACCUUCUUCUGCAAUAGUGCAUGAGAGAGCACAAGAAGAAGAAAAAAGAGGGCGAGAGAGAGACUGUUAUGUGCUGCUUUCCCCAGACUCUUCUCACUGGCACUUUCUGCAAUCCAUAGCAGAAGUCUCCUGGUCCAAUAUGUCGCAGUUGCUCCACGUAGAGAUCCCAAACUUUGGAGCCACGGUUCUGGGCUCCCUUAACGAGCAGCGCUUGUUGGGACACUACUGUGAUGUCUCCAUCCUGGUCAAAGGCCAGGCUUUCAAAGCCCACAGGGCUGUCCUGGCUGCCAGCAGCCUCUACUUCCGCGAUCUCUUCAGCACCUCCACCAAGACCCAGUUCGAGCUGCCCUCCUCGGUCACACCAGCCUGCUUCGAGCAGAUCCUCUCCUUCUGCUACACGGGGAAGCUAACCAUGGCGGCCAGCGAACAGCUGGUGGUCAUGUACACGGCGGGCUACCUUCAAAUCCAGCACAUAGUGGAAAGAGGCAUGGACCUGAUGUUCAAGGCCAACUCGCCCCACUGUGACUCACAAACGGCAGGCUCCUUAGAAGAGACGGGAUCCGAGCCGCAGAGUCCUUGCAAUAAUGGCAGUGGCUUGGCGGUGGCCGCCCUUUUGGCCAACCCCGGCUGGUCUCCGUCUCUACUCAUGCCACCCCGGAAGAUUAAACUAGAGGGGGGUGAGCCCACGCCGCUCACACUACCAUCAACGCAUAGCAAGAUCUCAUCAUCAGAGCUGGGGAGUCGGUUGGCGAGGGCCAGUUCGUUGUUCUACACGACGGCUGGAGGGACCACCAUACCUGGCGUGCCCCCUUACCACCUACUGGGGGCUGGAGGGCCGGGAGGUGAAAGGUCAAGUCCUGGUGAAUCCAGUCUACCAACUACUGACAGUCCAACAUCAUACCAAAAUGAAGAUGAAGAGUUUGAGGAGGAGCCUUAUGACGGGAUCACAGAGGACGGCUACAGUCACAUCUACGGACGUUCAGCUAACCCCUUUGGAAUCCCGGACAAGCCCGACAUGGCGGGAGUGCCACUGGCCUUGGAGAACCGCAACUGCGUGCUGAUCCGUCGAGACCUGGUGGCGCUGCCCGCCAGCCUGAUCAGCCAGAUAGGCUACCGCUGCCACCCUAAGCUCUACACUGAGGGCGACCCCGGGGAGAAGUUGGAACUGGUUGCUGGUACACAGGUGUUCAUGACUCGAGGACAACUCAUGAACUGUCACCUCUGCGCCGGCAUCAAACACAAAGUUUUGCUGCGUCGUCUCCUAGCAACAUUCUUUGAUAGAAACACUUUAGCCAACAGCUGUGGGACGGGUAUCCGCUCCUCCACCAGCGACCCCAGUAGGAAACCCCUGGACAGCAGGGUCCUCAACGCUGUCAAACUCUACUGUCAGAAUUUCAACCCCAACUUCAAGGAGAGUGAAAUGAAUGUGAUUGCUGCUGACAUGUGUACAAACGCACGGCGCGUCCGCAAGCGAUGGCUGCCCAAGAUCAAGUCCAUGCUGCCUGACGGCAUGGAGGUGUACCGCGCCGGCAUGGCAAUGGCUGGCGCCCCCGCGGGUCUGGGGCUGGGCCUCGGCGCUAUCCCCCAACAAGGGGUUCCCCUCCCCUUCGAGCCCGACUUCAAGACCUUUGAGCAGAGGCUGUAUCCCGACCGUAAGGACCCUCUGAGGACUCAUCCACCGCUGGCCGACGGAAGCCCAGGCUCGGCGACGGCCGGAGCGGAGGCGGAAGCCGCAGGGGGUGGAGCUCAGGAGGAGCAGGAUGAGGAUGAAGAUGAAGCCGGUUUAGGGACCGUCAACGGAUCACUGGCGGCGCCCGCUGAGGCGGGCGCUUGCGGCGACGCCUCGUCCGAGCAGGAAGGUUUCGGACAAGGCCUGAGGGUGAACGGACAGUGAAUGUUGGCGCUCACGUCGUGAAGUUCGCUUUUAACCUUUUUGCUUGUCGCAAAUCCUCCGCAGCCACUCUCCUCCACUGUGCUUCCUCCAGAGAAAAUAUCCAGUGCAAGAAGCUUGUGAUCUGACACCACAGGAAUUGGUCACACUGAGGUGAAUGUGUACACGUAACGAUACACGUACAAAGCGGUCCAAGCAAACAUAGGCAUGGCAUCCAGAUAGUCGCUCGCAGUGUUGACCGAAUUGAAUCUCACCCAAUUCGCUACUUUUUGGACACAAAGGCAAUUCUCUUGUCUGUCCAAAUGUAUCCCCAAUUCAUUAUUUCUUUGGAAUAUACGUCAUUGAUGCUAAUUAAAGUUAAAGUUAAAAUACCACUGAUAGUCACACACACACACUAGGUGUGGUGAAAUUAUCCUCUGCAUUUGACCCAUCCCCUUGUUCCACCCCCUGGGAGGUGAGGGGAGCAGUGAGCAGCAGUGGGCCGCGCUCAGGAAUCAUUUUGGUGAUUGGUGAUGACAAAUACGCUAAUGUAUAUUUGAAUAUAUUACAUUUCAAAUAGUACACAUUAGCAUCAAGCAGAGAAACAUUAUUUGCCUCCUGAGCGUAUUUAACAGCUUACUGCAUCCUACUGGAGGACACAUUCGUCCGUUCUCGAUGUUUUUUGUUCGCAAAACACAAGUGACAGUUGUCUAUGUCACGCCUUCAUAUUCAGUGUUAUUGUAACAAUAUCUAAAAUCUCCACAUGGGCCAAAAUGUUCUUUUAUUUUAUUUAAUUAUGAUAAAAUGGUGACUAAGUUUACAGUAGAUAUACUACAAAAGAGUUAUGUGGUCACAUUAUAAACACAAAAAAAUUAUUGUACAACAAAAAUAAAGUCACAACAUUACGAGAAAAACUAAAUUAUAUUCUGAGUACUUUUUCGAGGAAUAAAAAAGUUGCAAAAGUUUGAGAGCGAACGUUUUUUAAAGUGCUGUCAACUGUUUAUUUUUUUAAAUCCGAUUGAUCACACUUUUCGAUUUGCAUUAAUCAUGAUUAAUCACAGUAAAUGACUUGCUUACAUAGUUUGAAUUAACCUAAAAAAAAACCACCCCAAUAUUUUUGACAAAUGGAAAAAAAAAUGUUGUCAGAAUGUCACAUGCAAACAUUUUUUUAAAUGUUUUACUUAAAUAUGUCAUUUAUUUGCUCAAAACCUGCUAACCAUUUUAUCUGAAGUACUGUCUGGAAUUAUUUUGGAGUGAAAUUUGGCAGCAAGCACACAGUUGGAGUCUCCUAACUCAUCUCAACUCACGCCACUUUUAAAUUAACCAACAUGCUAACGUAAAAGAGCAUGUGUGCUCAAAAUAAAUUGUGUGAUUAAUCUGCAAUUAUUUAUGAUAAAUGCCAUUUUUUUAAGUUUUGGAUCAAUCACGAGUUAACUCAUUAUUUUUGACUGCUUCAAUUUUUUUAUAUAUUAUUUGGGGCUGUCAAAUUGAAGGGGUUAUUUCAUGUGAUUAAUCACAUAUAUUUGUCGCAAUAAUAACAUAUAAACGCAGCACAACCAUUUUAAAAUAGCAGCCGCUAGCAAGGAUGCUACUAGUUCUUCAUCGCUGGUGAACCUGCAGCAAUGUUGUCAACAAAAUACCACAAAUAAGUUAAGCAACGCUUUUGUAGCAACUGUGAUUAAUCAUGAUUAAUCCAGAUUUAAAAAUCUGAUUAAGAAAUUGAUUCAUUUGACAGCAUUAAUAUUUUUAUCUAAGCUGUAUUUUUUUUCCUAAACAAAAAUAUAAUUUUGCGAGUUUUUUUUUUUAAAGUUACUACCUAAUAAAAAUAAAGAAAAAGAAAAAUCAGUAUUUAUUUUUUCCAAAAAAUUUGCAAUCAUAGGAUUUUUUGACGUUGUCUCCUUAUGAUACAUUUACAAUCGAAAGUAGUAGUUACAUUUUUGUUUUUGGCCACACUAAUGAAUGUUAGGUUUUGGUUCGUGUGGAAAUUUUGACAUAAAAUGACCUGACUUUUUUUCCGACUUAUAAAUGUAGUGCAAUCUUAUGACUUUAUUCUAAUAACUUAAAACACUUUUUUUUCACAUUUUUGUAAACCAAAUUGGUGUGACUCUCAUACUCCUUUGUAGUAUACUGUACAUAUGCAGUAUAACAAUUGGAGCAUACCCCAUGGGAUACACUGUAGUCAUCUGCAGUUGUUGUUUUUUUUAUUCCCUGUGACCUGUGAUGCCUGUGUCUGCCUCGGACCGCCAUUUCCAACUACACAAACCCACACACGCGUACAUGCAGUGUAGAUGCUAGCCGAUGCAUAAAAAUAAAAAAAAAUAUCCAUGCAAUGCAACAAUGCUUUUAAAGUACAAUAAUCUUGUCUUGGGGUUAAAAAUCCUGAAGAAGAACAAGCACUCAAUGUUAUAUUGCAUGCGUGGCUACAAAUGAUGAACAGUUACUCAUUAACAUCAAAGCAUCCACAGAGAACUGUGAUUAAUACAUCAAAUGACUGUUUUAAGUUGUUAUUAAUUAGUUUUUUUUUACUGGGAUCUUACCUCAGUGUGUUGGAACUGACCUGGGUGUCACCCGGAGACGACUGUCGCGUCCCCGGUAAGACGCACAGCGCCUUGAUUUUUUUCCAAGAAGCCCUUCAGUUGUCCCUUAAUGUGGUUUACAUCCACAUGGUCUUUCUUUCAUCCUGUUAUUUUGUAUUGUUCCAGAGGGGAGGGUGGGUAAAUUAUUGAAUAGAAGCAUAUUACACAGUUCAACUGGCUUCUUGUAUUUGCACUCGAAAAGGAGAAAUUAUAAAUUUUUCAAAAGAAGCGACUGAAUUUGAAACUGAAAGUGUCCUAUAUGUUGUCCCAGGUAAUGUAUACAUUUGAAUUGAUAUGUGGUCCUAUUGUUUUAGUAAUGGGGGCAGUGUCCAAUAUGGAUUUGAAACUUUUUUUAUUUACCUGUCUUGCUUGUGUGCUUUUAUUAUUUUUCUCCCUACCAAUUUCUUCCUGAUUAAUGUUAAAUAAUCAUUGUUUUCAUUGAUCAAGAUUGGCAGAAGAACAAAAACGAUCAAAGACAAAACCCCGACACAUAUGUGUUUAGUCUAAAAAUGUGCCAUUCCCGAGGUUCUAGAAGAAGCUUUAAGAAGGUCCUGCACAAAGGUGUACAGGGUUGUAAUUGCACUUGGUGAUGUUUACAAUGUUCUUUUGUUUGCUUGGGUCACUUGGAACAGGGCUAUAAUAGAACAGAAUGGCUGAGAUCCCAGGAUGAAUGUAAACCUUAGCGCUGCUUUGGCAAAGUGGUCAGAUGUAGACAUGUUUUGGCUUUAUUUUGUUUUUUAAAUGUUUCUAAAAGGUCUUCCAAUAGGGGUUACAUUAGCCUUUCCCCUGAAAUGAAUAGAAAUCUGAAUGAGUCUAAUCUGCCGGCUUUUAGCACUUUCUUUUUCUUUAUUCUUUUUUUUUAAAUCAUUCUCAUACUAAAAUUACAUGUAUUUUCUCAAAUAGUGGCCUCUUUCUAGCAGCCUAAAUUCGACACUUGGUGAGUUGUCUGCUUCAACAAAUCGUUUCUCCCUAAAUAGAGGUUUGAAAAGUUUGUAUAACACAUAAUGCACAUUGGCAUGGUCUUACAGUAUGGCCGUGCAGCAACUGCAAACAUGAAUAAACUUAAAACAAAUGGAUGAUUUCCAAUAAAUAAAAGCUUAACAGUUGAUUAACUAUUGCUAACAAAAUGCACAUACUGUAGGGGAGGUCUCAUGGCCAUGCAGCAAGUGCAAAUUUAAAAAUAAAACCAUGUGUAGAUUAGACAUAAGACAAACAAAAUACACAUUCUUGUGGCCGUGCAGCAAGUUCAAAAUAAAAUACAAUUCAAACAUAUUAGGGCAUCAAUCAAAUAAAGGGUUAGUUUGAACAAAUACAACUAACAAAGUGCACAUCGGUGCGGUCUUAAUCUUCUCCCUAAAAGGGUUUACAAGAAUUCACUAUGUCGAUUAAACAAAAUACUCCUUGACAAGGUCUUAUGGCUGUGCAGCAUGUGUACAAGGGAAUACAAUUAAGCCAUUUUAGGGCAUUUCCUUAAAGGCCUACUGAAAUGCGAUUUUCUUAUUUAAACGGGGAUAGCAGAUCCAUUAAAUGUGUCAUACUUGAUCAUUUCGCGAUAUUGCCAUAUUUUUGCUGAAAGGAUUUAGUAGAGAACAUCGACGAUAAAGUUCACAACUUUUGGUCGCUGAUAAAAAAGCCUUGCCUGUACCGGAAGUAGCAGACGAGUAGCGUGACGUCACAGGUUGUGGAGCUCCUCACAUCUGCACAUUGUUUACAAUCAUGGCCACCAGCGGCGAGAGCGAUUUGGACCGAGAAAGCGACGAUUUCCCCAUUUAUUUGAGCGAGGAUGAAAGAUUUGUGGAUGAGGAAAGUGAGAGUGAAGGACUAGAGGGCAGUGGGAGCGAUUCAGAUAGGGAAGAUGCUGUGAGAGGCGGGUGGGACCUGAUAUUCAGCUGGGAAUGACUAAAACAGUAAAUAAACACAAGACAUAUAUAUACUCUAUUAGCCACAACACAACCAGGCUUAUAUUUAAUAUGCCACAAAUUAAUCCCGCAUAACAAACACCUCCCCCCUCCCGUCCAUAUAACCCGCCAAUACAACUCAAACACCUGAACAACACAAUCAAUCCCACAGCCCAAAGUACUGUUCACCUCCCCAAAGUUCAUACAGCACAUAUAUUUCCCCAAAGUUCCCAUUACGUACGUGACAUGCACAUAGCGGCACGCACGUACGGGCAAGCGAUCAAAUGUUUGGAAGCCGCAGCUGCAUGCGUACUCACGGUACCGCGUAUGCGCAUCCAACUCAAAGUCCUCCUGGUAAGAGUCUCUGUUGUCCCAGUUCUCCACAGGCCAAUGGUAAAGCUUGACUGUCAUCUUCCGGGAACGUAAACAAUGAAACACCGGCUGUGUUAUCCGGCAAAACAGUCAAGGGGUGCGUUAACACCUGCCGCAAUACACCGCUUCCCACCUACAGCUUUCUUCUUUGCUGUCUCCAUUGUUCAUUGAACAAAUUGCAAAAGAUUCACCAACACAGAUGUCCAGAAUACUGUGGAAUUUUGCGAUGAAAACAGACGACUUAAUAGCUGGCCACCAUGCUGUCCCAAAAUGUCCUUCUACAAUCCGUGACGUUACGCGCAGGCGUCAUCAUACCGAGACGUUUUCAGCAGGAUAUGUCGCGCAAAAUUUUAAAUUGCACUUAAGUAAGCUAACCAAGCCGUAUUGGCAUGUGUGGCAAUGUUAAGAUUUCAUCAUUGAUAUAAACUAUCAGACUGCGUGGUCGGUAGUAGUGGGUUUCAGUAGGCCUUUAAGUGAAGGGUUUACUUGACAAUACCAAGUGGACUAAACAUUAAGCAAAAAUACAUAUCAGCUUGGUUUUAUGGCCAUGCAGCAAGUUCAAACAUGAAUAAACCUCAAACAAAUGAUUUCCAUCAAAUAAAAGGUUAAUAGGUAAUAAAAAAAUGACUAAAUUUGGUCGUACAGAAAGCGAAACGUGUAUGAACUUCAAACAAAUGAUUUCCAUCAAAUAAAAGGUUAUAAAUAGUUGACUGACAAAGUGCGCAUAGGUGUGGUCUUAUGGCCAUGCAGCAAGUGCAAACUCAAACCUCUUCCUCAAUAAACGGUUAAAAGGAAGCCAUAAAGUUGGUUAAAACGUAAAAAAAAAAAAUACAUUAAGUAUAUCUCACGGCCAUUGCGGCAAACUUGAAUAAACUUCAAGUGAACGUAUGAAUGCCAGCGCUCUCCAAAUGAAGUGUUGAAGAGAAACCACUAAGUUGGUCAAAUGGACGUCAGCAUUGUCUGGAGCUGUGCAGCAUGUGCAAAUAUUUGUACAUUUAAGGCAAAUUAACGCAUCUUUCCAAAUGAAGGGUUGGGGGGAAAGUGUGCACAGGCAUGGUCUUAUGCCCGUGCUGCAAGUGCACACUCAGUAACAGCAAGGAAACGAUUAGUAACCAGCUCUUUUGAGGCAUUGACAUCUGCCUGGUGAUCUCUGCAGUUGAGCCACUACUUGAGUUAAUAUUUCAACUUAGCACUGUACAUCAAAUCACCACCAAUGUUAGUUAGGGCAACUGAUGCACAGCAAUAUAUUUUAUUAGACUUUAAAACCCAGUAAGAUAAAGGACUUAUUAAGGAAAAAGGUGUCAAGAAGAUAUGGAUAUGCUCCACUGUGGUGAAGCUGUGCCUUAAACUAUGACUGUGUGGAAGUAUUAGCUGUAAAACCAUGCGCACCACGACUGUACGACUGAAUUAAAUGCAGUCUGUUUUUCCUUGUUUUUAUUGAAGCUGUAAUUAUACUGAAACUAACCUCCAAAACAAGGUAGUGUUUUAUCUUAUUAGGUCAUAGCUGCCAUUUUCAAAAGUCAGUAUAUUGCUUGUCUAAAUCACUCGAUUUAUUUCAUAGCUGGUCGUUAAUUCUUCAAAAGUGAUGUUUCCACUAUAGCACCAGAGUACACUUACUUGUACAUAAAUAUGUACAUGGCUCAAAUAUAGGGUUGCGAAUGUGGAAUUAAUUGUGAAUUAUAAUGAAUAUUCUCUGAAUCAGGGGUCCCCAAACUAUGGCCCGCGGGAAGUCCCAGUUGUGUG
Nerophis lumbriciformis (worm pipefish) is the source of this 8905-nucleotide messenger RNA. Its product is annotated as nucleus accumbens-associated protein 2. Gene Ontology annotation, biological process: regulation of transcription by RNA polymerase II. The record is from RefSeq and is a predicted model, not a curated record. Gene Ontology annotation, molecular function: protein binding; DNA-binding transcription factor activity, RNA polymerase II-specific; RNA polymerase II cis-regulatory region sequence-specific DNA binding. NCBI's taxonomy places the organism in Eukaryota, Metazoa, Chordata, Actinopteri, Syngnathiformes, Syngnathidae.